Symbiodinium pilosum is the source of this 509-nucleotide messenger RNA. The record is from the annotation of a GenBank genome assembly. NCBI's taxonomy places the organism in Eukaryota, Dinophyceae, Suessiales, Symbiodiniaceae.
GAUGGAAACAGGAGCUGCCACACCUAAGCAAGCCUGCGACACAAGAGGGCCGCGGCGGCGUGAGCUGGAUUGGGCAGAACCCAGACCCCUGCAGAGCCAAAUACCUGCUGAAGCAGGGUGUCGUGCCUCUGCCGCCUGCAAUCGAGCGAACAAACUCGCAGCCACAGGUGGCUUCGAGUUCGGAUGCGGCGGAGCUCGUCCGUAGCGAGUCCACCCCAGUGCUCCAAGAAAAGCCCCGUCGACGGCUGGCGGAGAUGUCCUGCAACAAGCACUACAUAGAGCAAAGGCUGAAGCUCGAAGAUGAGCAGCAGCUCAGGAGUGGGCCAGACAUGAAGGAGCUGAUCUACCAUGGUGUGUCCUAUGACCACCAGGGACGAAGAGCUUACCUGGAUGCGAGGAGGAGGGGUUUAUUCUGGUAUCGUUCCUGCGGCUUUGCGGGGUUAGGCAGUUUGUGGAUUUAUGAAUCUCGCCCCUCAAUUCCCACCUCGAAAAGAUCGUCAAAGCAGUAG